Juglans microcarpa x Juglans regia is the source of this 929-nucleotide messenger RNA. Its product is annotated as protein kish-like. The transcript is spliced from 6 exons. Lineage: Eukaryota; Viridiplantae; Streptophyta; Magnoliopsida; Fagales; Juglandaceae. Gene Ontology annotation, biological process: intracellular transport; protein secretion. The record is from RefSeq and is a predicted model, not a curated record. Bases 493 to 705 code for a protein of 70 amino acids.
UAUAAAAAUACUUAAGCGUGAUAUAUAAAUUUAUUUUAUUUGAAAAUGACUUUACAAUUUGACCUAUGGUCUACCCGAUCCAGCCAGUUUUUGCUUUUGCUUUUGCGUUUAUUUUAAGAUCCGUUCGUUGAUCAAACAUUUGUACAAAGCUGAAAGCCCGAGACGCAUUCCCGAUUCCGAAACGAACCUCGUCAUUUUUCAUCGCACCGCCAAUCUCUUCAUCGUAGACGUCAAUAACCUAAGGCCUAUGGCGGCACCCUCUUUUGUGUUUUAAUAUCAUGCCUGUGAAACCAAACUUAUUUUGAGUUUUGGCACUGCUCAAGACUGCUUCAUAGGAUGGCACACCCAACCAAUUUGUUGAAACUAAAACUCUCGACUGUAUGAUACCAUCUCAAUGCUUCCUUGCUCUGGGGUUUUGCGAGCGCUAAGGCUGCAAAAAAUAAUUUCAUGUGGAGGAAGGAAAUAAGUUAUCAAGUUUGAGGACAACUUGACAUGUCAGCACUCUUCAACUUCCAUUCGUUUUUAACGGUAGUGCUGUUGGGGAUCUGCGCCUGCACUUAUUUGAAGAUGCAUUUUCCUGCUAUCUUUGAACAGAGAACUGGGUUUCGCGGUUUCUUUUGGAAGGCAGCCAGAAUAGGUGAGCGCUUGAGUCCAUGGGUGGCUGUUGGAUGCUUUACCAUGGGUGUGUCAAUUAUCUUCUUCUAAGCCACGUAUUGUUAUAUUCAGAUGUAAGCUUCGGCCUCUGGUUUUUUCUUUCUUCAUAUGGCAAAACUCUCACUCCUUGAAAUUUGAUAACAAAAUUCUUGUAUGUUGAGAACCUUUAACCUCUGUUUCAUGACCUAGUUGACAUACUCAUUAAAGGCAGGCCCUUCUCUGGAACUCUGUUGUAUCAUAAUUCAACUAUUCAAUGGAAACUAUUGAUCAUUUUU